GAGGGGUCUCAAAAAAUCACGAGACACAUGAUCUGUAAAAAUCACAUGUGCAAAUCUCUAACUUUUUCUAUCUGGUAUUGUCAUAUACUGUGUUUUAAUGCUGAAAGACAAAGGUCAUACUGAUAAUCAGAUGCAUUUGUGUACAAAAAUAGAUUUCAUACAAGAGUUAUGGUUUAACUGCGACAGCCUAACAAUAAAAAAGCUCACUUAUGUCCAAAAUAUCAGAUUUUUUUCAUGCAAUGUCGCAUAUUUCAGAAGUUUUGAACAAAAGUCCCAGUUUACUUUUGUUACUGUCAUAUGUUUUAUGCUGUAAGACAAACUUGAUGAUAUGCAUGUGUAAGUUUUGCGAAAAAAGAGUAGAUCAGAAAGAGGUUAAAAUUGCUAACUUUAAUAAAAAUGCUUAUUUCUGUCCAAAAUUUCAGAUUUUUUUUUUCAUGUGAUGUUGCAUAUUUCAGAAGUCUUGGACAAAAGUCCUGGCUCACCUUUGUUACUGUCUUGUGUUUUAUGCUGUAAGACAAACUUGAUGAUAUGCAUGUGUAAGUUUUGCAAAAAUAGAAUAGAUCACACAGAAGUUAAAGUUUAAUUUAAAAAAUAUUUCAGAAGUUUUGGACGAAGGUUCUUCUUCACUUUUGUUACUGUCUUGUGUUUUAUGCCGUAAGACAAACUUCAUAUUAUUGUGUAAGUUUUGCAAAAAUAGAAAAGAUUAGACAAAAUUUAUGGUUUAAUUGGGAUUACAAAUAAAGUGUAUGUUUAUUUUCUCAUGAAUGCACCCAGUUUGUACUUAAUUUUCAUUUACUGAUGCCUAUAAGUUGUUUUCUCACACUAAAACUAAACUUUCUCAAAGUUUAAAUCUGUUAUUUUUCAUGUGAAGGUGUUCAUAUUGGGCAUCUGCCUGAAUUGAAGCUUUAAAGUGCCUCUCCUCAUAUAAAAGUGCUUAAAUUCACUGUAAAUUUGACCCUUUUUUGAGAUGUGUCGUUUUCCUAAACUGAGGGGAAGCUCAUAUCUGAAAAACUUCACUCAGACAAACCCAUUUCCUCAGAACCCAAAAAGCUUUUUCGGAAAUGCAACCCAAUUUGACCUCGUUUUUCCACACCAGUUUUGAAGUAGUGUUUAAGUUGAAAACAUGAUGGAAAAUUACCACCGCUUCAAACUCCACCUGCUUGGCUUCUUCUGUGGUUUUCAAAGAACUCUCUACGUGCUGUAAUGUUGUGUAAAACGAGAGAAAUUCGAUGAGUGUACGAUGAUGAAGUCCAUACCUCUAGAGUUUCCUGGUUUCUGCCCGGUAAUCGUGGAUGAGUGUGUACACACUUUGUCGCCUCCCACAGGAAAUACGCUGGCUGAUUGAUUGGCUGUCGUGGUCAUGUGACACGGUGUAAUUCCAUGUCUGGGAUUCCUGGCUGACAUCAUCACUCUUGGAAAGUUACAGAGUUUCCUACAGCAUCCUUGAACAAAAUCACAUGAUUUCUUCCAACAAGACUCUGAAAUCCCAGGGAAAUUUCAGACGCUUAGAGGCACACGGAGAGGAUCCCUGGAAAAGCGGGCAUGUCCGGACACGUGUCAGGACCAUAGACUGUAUAUAGAAGUCUAUGGUCAGGACAGCCUCCAAUAAGACAUGUUCAUUACUAUCCAAUCAAACAGCAAAUCAGUGAGAUAUACUGUAUUAACUUAUAAAUCUUCAAUAGGGGAGACUGGGAUAAGUUGAGCCACCCCCUGUUGCUUUGAAAUGGCAAAAGAAAAUUGAUCAUGUGACCAAAUAUUUUAGAGAUGGGCAUCAAUUAAUGGAGUCUGUGAAGGUUAGAAGCACAUGGGUGAAGGGGUUAGACAUUUAUUUAAAAAAAAAAAAAAAACAUUUUUCACUCUUGAAAGUGAAUUCAGUCUGUUAUAAGUUUUAUUAGAAUUGUGUUCAGACCAAAAAAGAUCAUUUUAUCAUCAUUGUUUUUACAUCAAUUGAGGUAUCUGUGAGCUACAACAUGAGGUCAAAAACCUAUAAAAGUCCAACAUUUUAGCUUAGAGGACUAAUAAAGUCAUCAUAGUAGUUCUGGGGUAAGUUGAGCCAGUGGUUUAACAGAGAAAGUAAAUUAGUUUGAUGAGAGGAACAGAAUUUCAGUUCAGAUUGUUGAAAUGUUUUACUUUUUCUUUUCAAGAAUACAGCUGUGAAUGUUCUAAAUCACUAAAAGGCAUUCUUGUGUUAAAAUGGCUUUUUACAAAACAGCUUUUUAACAGUUAUAUGCAAUCAUAGGCUACGUUCAUACUGCAGGUUAUCAUGCACAGUUUAUAUUUUUUGUCAAAUCCGAUCUUUUUAUGCGGUAUUGCGGCAUCUAAUGUGAACGGUUGGAGACAAAACUGUGAUUGCCUUGAUGUAGUGAUCCGAAAUAUGAAAAAUGGCUCAUCUUACCCCAGUCUGCCCUAUGGCAUAUAAUUUGAGGGGUAACAUGAUAACUCCAAAUUUUCUAUGUUAAGUUUUUAUUUUAUACUCAACUUUAUGAGGUGGAUGAAAAUCCUUUUGUUCUCAGGUGUAAUUGCAUAAUCUGACAUCAUGCCAGGUAAUAAUGAAAAUAAAGGCAAUUGACCUGCUCACUUAUAAUGAAACUUAAGUUCACACUUUGAUUCCUGUAAAUGUAUGAGGUCUCAGAAACAGUUUUAUAAAAUGGAUUAAAUAUUUACUAAGGUUUCCUGUGAUAGACUUUCAAAAUGACUGUCCUCUGUUUACUUGACCAUAAAGCAAUUUAUAAUUUAUUGACCUAUUUGAAUGUUUUCUGUUUUUACACAACCCUGUAACAUAUUAAUUUGUUACACUAAUACUCUUUCUGCCUUAUAAUGUUGAGACUAAUUAAUGCAAAAUAAAGACCCAAGCACAACGUUUUUAAUUGACAGAUUUAUUACGAUGUAUUUUUAUUUCAUUUUGCAAAGGUAAGGUAACAUAGAAAUUAGGCUCUUCUCUCUAGCAACAAAAAAGUGUAAACUCAUGCAAAUAGCCAGAGGUUGUGCUGAUUUGCUUUGGCUCCAUGACUUUAAAAAUAAAUGGGUGAAUAUUUUAUUUAAAAGUAUAUUUUAUUCUGGGAGGGGAUAUUACAAUAACAAGCAAUUUCAGAAUAACAUUAAUAGUACUUUUGGUUUUUUCUUUAGACCCCUAGGGGACCUUUUUUUAAUUUUCUGAAGCAUGCUGGUAGAAAAAAAAUCUUUAUAACAGCAUAAGACUUGAUGCAAUUAAUAAUCACAAAGGAGAAUAUGAGAGCAAAAACAGAGAUAAAGAAAUAAUAGCAAUCAUGUCUUAUGAAUAUGAAUGCAUGUGUUUUUCUAAACGUUUUUCAUUGAUGGAUUUAUUACGAUGCAUUUUUAUUUCAUUUUGCAAAGGUUAGGUUACAUGGAAAUGAGGCUCUUCUUUCUAGCAACAAAAAAAAUCUAAACUCAUGCAGAUAGCCUGAGUUUGAGCUGAUUCACUUUGGCUCCAAGACUUGACCCUGUGUGAAAAAAGUGGGUGAAUAUUUUGUUUGAAAGUAUAUUUAUUCUGAGAGGGGAUAUCACAAUAACAAACAAUUUCAGAAUAACAUUAAUAGUCUUUUUGGUUAUUUUUUCAGACUCGUAGGGGACUUUUUUUCUGAAGCAUGCUGGUAGAAAAAAAUCUUUAUAACAGCAUAAGACUUAGAACAAGGAGAAUAUGAGUGCAAAAAGAGAGCCAAAGAAAUAAAAGCAAUCACGUCUUUUUAAAAUGUGGAUGCAUGAGUGUUUAUUUGUUUUAAUGUAGACUUUGUAUGAGCCAUUUUAUCUAUAUUAUUUUUGUUCCUUGUACAAUCACCAUAAGGGGCACUUCAGGUGGAUUAGCAGGUAAAUGCUACAAAAGGGACACAGGUGAAGUGGUGAUCUGGGGAACGGGAGGAGCACACAGUUUUUACCGCUAAUCUCCAACAGCAAUCUCUCCCUCAUCAUCAUCGUAAGCUGGACAUAUCUGUCCUUUUUUUGUUUGUUUUUCAUAAUAAAUGGCAAAAUAUAGCUCAACAACAACCUUGGAUUGGACAUUGGGUUGUUGUACUGGAAGCACAUCAAAAACACCUCACUCACACACCCAGAAAGUGACUAAAAUUCAGGUCAGCAUAGUCACUACAUACUUUUUUCCACUGACAUGGAUGCAGAAAUGUGGACUUUCUCAGGUUUGUGUUAUGGUUGCAUCAAGAAAAGAAUUCAGUGUUUUAUUUUCCUGUUUCCUUAUCAUUAAAGGAAACAGAGCAAAGCACACAACCCCCCCUCCUCCUCUUUGCAACCCCAGGCUCAGCCCCCUCCCCUCCUCUACCACACUUGGUCAGACAUAGCAGGCCAUCAAAAAAUCAACUUGUUCCCACUCCACCUGUUCAAAACACUAUUAAUCUGCUGCCGUCCAAUAAAAGGCUCGGCUCUCAGAGAGGAGCCAAUAGAAAGCCAUUAAUGCUGUGAGACCCCGGCCAAUCCUGGGCUGCAUUCUAAUGUGUCCCAUCUUUAUCAAGGUGCCAGUCCAUUUCCACAUACUGCUUAUUUAUGAUUUCUGAGAGGAGAGCCGGCUGGAGGGACGUUCCUUUAGGGGAAAAUCUGUUUCUGGAGGGCUCACGCAAGACUUCAGAUAUGGGAUUAUCACAGACUGCACUGUGGCUGAGAAGAGGGUGCAGGGCAAGUGUUAAGAGUUAAUCUGGUGCCGUGCAAACUUCAGGAAACAUUGAAGACUGUCAAAAUUCUGUUGGUGUUAUUUGUUAUUUAAAUACCAAGUCAAAAAGGUGUUGAACCAAAUCGAGACAUCGCCCGUGAGUAGGAGAACUCCUCGUGGGCCCCUCAGAGGUCUUCUUCGCCUGGAUCUUAUUGGAUGUGUUACUGAGACCUGGAGGUAGAGUUACAGAUUUCCCCAUGGAUCCAAACAUCCAGGGGUCUUUCCUCUUCAACAACAGUCUGAACCAGUUCCCCACAGACCUGAAGGCCCCGGUGUGCCAGUACUCUGUGCCAAACUCUUUCUACAAGCUCAACCCGGGCCUCAACAGCCAGCUGCAGGCAGGGACCCCGCACGGCAUCAGCGACAUCCUGAGCCGCUCCAUGGUGGGGAUGGGCUCCACGGGAACCACCACCUUGCUGUCUGGAUACUCCACGAUGGGGGGAUUCGGCCCUUCGGUCACCAGUACAUCUGUGUACUACAACCGUGACUACAACACCAACCUGGGUGGCUUCUCAAAGCCAAGCGCUGAGUGCCCCAUGAAGGGUCGCAGUGUUAGCUGCUGGGCGGAGAGCGGCUGUGAGUGGAGAGGAGGGAGGCAGCAGUGCACCAACAGUGAGUCUCUACUGCAGACAUCAUCUACAAUGUUUAAGAUCUUUAUCGUAUCUAUCUCAGCUGAGUUUGAAACAAUAUAGAAAUAUGCAACAACAUAAUGAUCUCAUUGCAUGGUGACGGCAUGUAUUUGUAUGAAAACUUCCAACACAUAAUUAAUUCCCUUAAUUGUGCAUGUAUGUACAUUUUCAGGAAUUGUAAUCUUAAAGACAACUAUUUUCACCAGGAGAUGAGUUUAAUGUCGAGUGAAAAUUGCACUUUAACAGCUGGUUUAUAUGUUUUUGUGAUUUUUACUGAACUUCUACUAUAUUUAAACAAUAUCUAUAAUAGAGGGGGACAUAAUCUUUGUCUUAAGACUCAAUGACAUUGCUGCAGUGGUUUAUCUUUGUGCAUUUUUUCCCCUCCCUGUUAUUUCCAGAUAGUGGUCCUCUUGCUGAGAUGUCAGGCAGGAAGAAACACACCAGACCCACAUUCAGCGGACACCAGAUAUUUGCUCUGGAAAAAACAUUUGAGCAGACAAAGUACCUGGCCGGGCCUGAGAGAGCUAGACUGGCUUACUCUCUGGGAAUGACUGAGUCACAGGUCAAGGUAAAGAUGACUGCAUGUUAGUGAAGCUGUUUAAAAACCCUUUAAUGCCUGAAACCACAAAUUAUGGCCAGAAAAUUCAUAUUUUUUGGGGAGCUGAAAUGUUUAUUUCACUUGCUACUGAAAACCAAAAAAAUCUAAAUGUCCUUAAAAUUAAACAAAUAUGUCUAUUUAUCUUGUUUGGUACAUUAGAUGUUUUUGGAAACUGAUAAACCACAAGAGGACAUUUUUAUCAUUUAUCGGACUGUAUUCAGGUGUUUUUUAGUAAUUUGUUGAUCAUAUUGAUUUGAUAGAAGUAUCAUAAAAGUAUCUAUCAAAUAUGAUAGAAAAGGCAAUAAAGGGAUACAUGAUGCCUUUAUGAGAGGAGACACUAAAACUUUGCUUUGCAUCAUUUAACUAUUUUUCAUGUCAUGUUUUUUUUCUCUUUCUGACCUUUGUGAUUCUCUGGUCAUAUAUUGUGGUUUACUUCAGAGGUACAAUAGAAAUAAUUCAGUCUAAAAUGCACUUUAGGUACCUUUUGUGAGUUGCAAGCUUUUAUUUUUACUAUUUUUCAUGUUAUGCCUUCUUCUCUUCCCAUGACCUUUUAUGUUUCUCAGGUCCUUUAUUGUGGUUUAACGAGCACUUAAGAUGCAACUCUUAUUUUGAAAGGCACAAUAGAAAUAAACCUGUCUAACCUGCACUUUAAGUACCUUUUAUUAAUUACAAGCUUUUCAUUUUACUUUUCUUCAUGUUAUGUCUUUUUCUCUUCCCUUGACCUUUUAUGUUGCUCUGGUCCUUUAUAGAGGUUUACUUCAGAUGCGACUCUUAUUUUGAAAGGUACAAUAGAAAUAAACCUGUCUAACCUCUAACCUGCACUUUAAGAACCUUUAAUUAGUUACAAGCUUUUUUAUUUUAUUAUUCUUCAUGUUAUGUGUUUUCCUUUUUUCCUUGAUCGUAUAUUGUGGUUUAACGUGCACUUUUAAAUGCUACUCUUGUUUUGAAAGGUACAAUACAAACAAACCAGUCUAUCCUGCACUUUAAGUACCUUUAAUUAGUUUCUACUCGCUAUAACUGUUAAAAACAGGUCAGCACAUGACAACAGGAGCAUGUUUUCAUGAUUAAUCUGCGAACAAACUGUCCCGGUUAACUGAAAGAGCUUCUCUCGGUGUGUUUGUGUUCAGGUUUGGUUUCAGAACCGUCGUACCAAAUGGCGGAAGAAGAGCGCCUCCGAGCCGAGCUCCACGCAGGCUAGCCUCGCGGGUCAAGGCGGUGAGGCCUCGGAGAACGAGGUCGAGGACGAGGAGUACAACAAACCUCUGGACCCGGACUCCGACGACGACAAAAUCCGACUGUUGCUCCGCAAACACCGCAGGGCCUUCUCCGUCCUGCGCCUCGGGCCCCACCACGUCUAAUGUCCAAACUGUGCACGCGCUGAAACACACACACAAAGGUCAUACACGCGCGCGCGCCCCACCACCGCAGACCUGCAUGCUGUAAUGAUGAGUUCAUAUUAACAUCAGAGUUUAAUCAAUGAGCCUUUAAAGCAUGUUCAGCAGAGGUCAUUUGUGGUUAUUUAACAAGACGGUUUAAUAAACAAACCGGCUGUGUGUAAAAAAUUAAACUCAACUACAUUUACUUUCAUGAGCUGAUAUCUGGUCUGUUAAUGUUACACUGCUUUAAGAGGGAUUGUGUCAUAUACAGCAUUUUGUAACAAUAAGAAAAUUACUGCAUGGUACUACCAAUCAUACAAAUAAGUAAAUAAAGUGAGGAGUCUUAAGUUAUUCAUGUUAUUUUGUUUUACGGUGGAAGAGUCACUUUGUGCCAUAGACCACGUAGUUGAAUUGAUAUAAUUCUAUCUAGAAAUACCUGCAAAUAUGCAAAAUGUCAUAGUCUGAUUGGGUCGAAGAGCGAUAGUUUUAAUCAGAAAAUAUGUAGAAAAUUAAAAAAUAAUACAUCUGCAGGUUAAAGGCACUGUAAGGAGUUUUAAACAGGUUGAGAAACAGGCUGAAACUGAUGCUAAUGCCUCUGUAUGACAUUCAAAAGCGAAUGAGACCAUCAGCAACAAGGCUGAAAUUUCCUAAAACCGCCAGAAGUCAAUCAGAAGAUUGACAGCCCUUAUAUUUGCUUUUUUAUGGCAAGUAUUUGGGUUUACUUUUAGAAAAGAAAAAAAUCAGGAUUCCUUUUUUUUUGUCUAAGACGACUGUUACAUGUACAGCACAAAAGAAAAGAGGUAUCAUCAGAACUGACAUAAAGCAAAAGUUUUCACAAUAGUGAAAGUGCUUAAACUAAAAAUUGCCAGUCUUGUUGCUGAUGGUUUUGUUUUGUUUUGUGUAUCAUAAAAAAGCAUCAACAUGAAUUUCAUAAACCUAAAAAAAAAAAACUCCUCACAGGAGCUUUAAGCAAUCAAAAAAAUGUAAUUGACAGCCAGGCACCGUGUGACACAUUUUCUGUUCAUUUUUAUGUGGUUUUCGCUGCAGAUGUUUAUUUUUUCUUUUAUACUGUACACAUACUUUUGAAAUACAUUGUAAAAAUAUUUAGGCCAAUAGUGUUACAAACUUCUGAGACGAAUAAAUUAUUGUGACUGAGCUAUUUAACUGUCAUGUUUGCCUUUAAAGGAAAUCAAUGUUGCUACACUAACUCCAAUUCUGCUGCUGUAUUUGUGGUAAAGUGACGGCUGAACUGGAAAACAAAAAAGGCACGAACGCUGAAGAGAAGUGCAGAGGUCAAAGGUCCAAUCAAGUGUGAUUUCUGUACAGAGAGGUUUAACCGAAGACAAUGUCCCCCACCACCCACCUCAACAUAAAAUCAAUACAGACAGAGUGGCUCAUUCACCUCAGACUCAUCGAGCUGGGACUCCAUAUGGAGCAGUCAGCCAACAUCGAGCCAACAGGGUGACUGUCAGAGGAGAGGCUGAGGAAUGCUGCAGGGACACUUUUACUUUGAUUUCUCACUGCAAACGUGAU
Molecule: messenger RNA, 8808 nt
Organism: Xyrichtys novacula (pearly razorfish)
Lineage: Eukaryota; Metazoa; Chordata; Actinopteri; Labriformes; Labridae
Source: the annotation of a GenBank genome assembly